Molecule: messenger RNA, 2252 nt
Organism: Cottoperca gobio
Lineage: Eukaryota; Metazoa; Chordata; Actinopteri; Perciformes; Bovichtidae
Product: carcinoembryonic antigen-related cell adhesion molecule 5-like
Exons: 9
Source: RefSeq, a predicted model, not a curated record
AAAGUUUGAUGGCUGACAUUACCUUCAGCUGUUUAUAUCUCACAAAGGUAGAUACAUGGAAACAUUAACUUUACUUUGGAUUGUCUCUGUGGCUUUUACAGGUUUAACCAAAGCAGCCGGUGUGUUGCCAGACGGUCCUCUGAAUGCAGCCGUGGGAGAGACGGUGAUGUUCAGCACAACACUGACUCCACAGGGAACUUCAAUUAUAGUAGUAAACUGGAAAUUUGGUACUAAAGAAAUAUUCACUUUCAAUGUUAAGAACGUCACUGCACCAGAGUACGAAGGCAGGAUCACCUACUUCAUGUCUACUGGAUCUCUGGAGCUCAGAAAUGUGGCUCUUAAUGACAGCGGAGAAUACACAGUUAACAUUUUCUUAUUGGGAGAAUCACCGAAGCCAGGAAACACAAGACUGGACGUACUGGUGAAAGUCUCCAAUGUUGUAGCAACUGCCAGCAGCACAGACCUGGUGGAGUUCAACAGCUCCGUCAGUCUGUCCUGCUCCUCCUCUGGACCCUCGCUCUCCUUCCUCUGGCUGAACAGCAGCUCUGAGGUUACAGGAAGUGACAGAGUUCAGCUCACUGAUGGAGGCUCCAAUCUCACUAUAAAUAAUGUGACCCGCUACGACCAGGGACCAUUCAGGUGUAAUGUGUUCAAUCCUGUCAGCUCUGACAUCAGUAAUCUAAUAAACUUCUCCAUCAGCUACGGCCCAGAUAAUAUUCAUUUGAUGAUAUUUACAUCGCAAGAAUAUUAUGAUGAAGGGUCAAACAUCAUCCUGAUGUGCUCAGCUGAGUCCAGACCUCCUGCACAGUUCCAGUGGUUUCUGAAUGGAGGCCUGUGGUCUGAUGGAGCAGAGCUCAGACUGGUGGACAUUCAGGAGAGUUUAACCAAAGCAGCCGGUCUGUUGCCAGACGGUCCUCUGAAUGCAGCUGUGGGAGAGACGGUGAUGUUCAGCACAACACUGCCUCCACAGGGAACUUCAAUUAUAGUAGUAAACUGGAAUUUUGGUACUAAAGAAAUAUUCACUUUCGCUGGUAAGAACUUCACUGCACCAGAGUACGAAGGCAGGAUCACCUUCUUCAUGUCUACUGGAUCUCUGGAGCUCAGAAAUGUGGCUCUUAAUGACAGCGGAGAAUACACAGUUAGCAUUAUCUUAUUUGGAGAAUCACCGAAGCCAGGAAACACAAGACUGGACGUACUGGUGAAAGUCUCCAAUGUUGUAGCAACUGCCAGCAGCACAGACCUGGUGGAGUUCAGCAGCUCCAUCAGUCUGUCCUGCUCCUCCUCUGGACCCUCGCUCUCCUUCCUCUGGCUGAACAGCAGCUCUGAGGUUACAGGAAGUGACAGAGUUCAGCUCACUGAUGGAGGCUCCACUCUCACUAUAAAUAAUGUGACCCGCUACGACCAGGGACCAUUCAGGUGUAAUGUGUCCAAUCCUGUCAGCUCUGGCAUCAGUAAUCUAAUACACUUCUCCAUCAGCUACGGCCCAGAUAAUAUUCAUUUGAUGAUAUUUACAUCGCAAGAAUAUUAUGAUGAAGGAUCAAACAUCAUCCUGAUGUGCUCAGCUGAGUCCAGACCUCCUGCACAGUUCCAGUGGUUUCUGAAUGGAGACCUGCGGUCUGAUGGAGCAGAGCUCAGACUGAUGGACAUUCAGGAGAGUCACAGUGGGAACUACAGCUGUCAGGCCUUUAACAGCAGAACUCUGAGAUAUAUAACAUCUCAGCCUGAAUCUGUAACUGUACUGGAGAGAAUAUCAGACGCUUCGGUCACAUCUACAAACCUGCAGAUUGAGGGGAACUCUUCUAAGUUGACCUGUGACGCUGCUGGCUCUGUCUUCACCAGAAAGUGGAAGAAAGGCGUCUUGGAUCUGACUCUGACUGUAAACAUGAGUCUCAGUGACAACAACAGAGUGCUGUCUUUUAUCAGUCUGAAUAAGACAGACACUGGAGAUUAUUUCUGUGAAAUCAGCAACCCCUUCAGCAGUGAGGAAGCCAAAUACUUCCUGGUGGUUAACUACGGUCCAGAAAAUGUUAAAAUCACCGAUGACAGUGAGACGACUUUAAAAUUAACCUGCUCUGCAGAAUCUGUUCCGCCUGCGAGUUACGUCUGGAUGCUGAACGGGGCGGUGAUACACAAUUCUGCUGUGUUCACUAAAGACAUCACUGAUGUUUCUGACGGAGACGACUACGUCUGUGAAGCGAUGAAUAAUAUAACUGGGAGAAAAUCUUCAGCGGUCUAUAGAUGGACUGCAACAG